Molecule: messenger RNA, 2053 nt
Organism: Tribolium madens (black flour beetle)
Lineage: Eukaryota; Metazoa; Arthropoda; Insecta; Coleoptera; Tenebrionidae
Gene: P5CDh1
Product: delta-1-pyrroline-5-carboxylate dehydrogenase, mitochondrial
Exons: 7
Coding region: 130-1836 (568 amino acids)
Cellular component (GO): mitochondrial matrix
Molecular function (GO): L-glutamate gamma-semialdehyde dehydrogenase (NAD+) activity
Source: RefSeq, a predicted model, not a curated record
AACCCGUUACGUAAAUUUUGACGUACGCCAGUGUGUCAAAUGGUGAACGUCAAAGUGGGUUCUUUUCGGUGAAUUUCCCUUGAAAAUUUUUCCCGUGAAAAGUCCAACGUUUGGAAUUCAACAGACAGAAUGUUAUCGGCGUGUAAACAAACACUCUCGACGAGUUUUCAAAGAGUCGGUGUGAGGUGUUUGGGUUCGGUUGUACCCGAAGUCAAAAUCAGUGAUUUUGGAGUGAAAAAUGAGCCCGUUUUGCCAUACUUGAAGGGUUCAAAAGAGCGAAAAGAGUUGGAGGAGGCGUUGAAAAAAACAGCGGCGACGACUGAAGAAGUACCGAUUGUGAUCGGUGACAAGGAAUUCAAAACUGACGAUGUCAGAUAUCAGGUUUGCCCCCACAAUCAUAAGAAAAAACUGGCGAAAUUCUACUACGCCAAUAAGGAUCUCCUGAACAAGGCCAUCGACACGGCUGUGGAAACUCAGAGAAAAUGGGACCGUACCCCAAUUCCAGAUCGUUUAAAAAUUUGGGAGAAGGCUGCGUCUCUCAUGGCCAACGAGUAUCGUCAAACAUUGAAUGCUGCGACGAUGCUCGGGCAAGCCAAGACUGUUAUUCAAGCCGAGAUUGAUUCGGCCGCCGAACUCAUCGAUUUUUUCCGUCUCAAUGCCUACUUUCUCAAAGAAGCGACAAAAUAUCAACCGAUUUCGGAAAAUCCCAAAGUGACCAAAAAUUCGAUGCGUUAUCGUGGAAUUGAUGGUUUUAUUGCUGCUGUUUCGCCGUUUAAUUUUACAGCGAUUGGUGGGAAUUUAGCUUACACGCCUGCUUUGAUGGGUAAUGCUAUUUUGUGGAAACCGAGCGAUACGGCCCUGUUAUCGAAUUGGGUCAUUUUCAAGAUUUGCAGGGAAGCGGGGGUUCCCCCAGGUGUUGUGAAUUUUGUGCCUGCUGAUGGGCCUGUCUUUGGGGAUACGAUCACAGCGUCUAAGUAUCUAGCCGGGAUUAAUUUCACCGGAAGUGUUCCUACUUUCACCCGUCUUUGGACCCAAGUCGGGCAAAACAUCAACAAAUACAUUAAUUUCCCUCGUCUAAUCGGCGAAUGUGGCGGUAAAAACUAUCAUUUCGUUCAUCCCACUGCCGAUGUGACUUCGGUUGUCAACGCCACUAUUCGUAGCGCUUUCGAAUUUUGCGGUCAAAAAUGUAGCGCUUGUUCACGCAUGUACGUUCCCGAAUCGCUUUGGCCGAAGAUCAAAGAAGGCUUAUUAGCCGAACGCGCCAAAUUGAAAAUCGGCGAUCCGACCGAUUACGAAAGUUUCACUUCGGCUGUCAUCGACGAUAAAGCCUUCAAACGAAUCAAAGGAUACAUUGACCAUGCGAGGAAUUCCCCCAAUUUGGAGAUCAUAGGAGGGGGGAAGUGUGAUGACAGUACUGGAUAUUUCAUUGAACCUACGAUCGUAGUGAGCAAAGAUCCCAAAGAUAAGAUAAUGGUUGAGGAGAUUUUCGGGCCUGUUUUGACCAUCUACGUCUACAAAGACAGUCAAUUACAGGAAACUGUAGAUUUGGUGGGCACCUCGACUCAGUUUGCUUUGACUGGAGCUGUUUUCGCACAAGACGAGAAUUGGUUGAAGAAAGCAAUUGAAGAUUUGAAAAUGACAGCUGGAAACUUUUAUGUCAAUGAUAAGUCAACAGGAAGUGUUGUUGGACAACAACCGUUCGGUGGGGCCCGAUUAUCAGGAACCAAUGAUAAGGCUGGUGGGCCGCACUAUGUGCUCCGAUGGGGAAAUCCUCAAGCCGUCAAAGAGACAUUCGUCCCGCUUACUGAGAUUUCGUAUCCAUAUAUGAACCAAUAAUUUUUGUUUUUAUCAAAAAUUUUAUAUUGUUGGAAUCUGAUUUUUUUGUUUCGUUUUUAUCGAUUAGGUGUCAAUUUUUUUGGGCGUUGGUUUUUGAAAAAAACAACGUUUAGGAAAACAAAAUGUGUUAGAAGUUGUAUAAGAAAACUCGACAAUAUUAAUGUAAUUAUUGUAACUGUUAUGAACAAAAAAUGUAAUAAAUGUGUAUUAUAAUUCA